Molecule: messenger RNA, 2058 nt
Organism: Oncorhynchus tshawytscha (Chinook salmon)
Lineage: Eukaryota; Metazoa; Chordata; Actinopteri; Salmoniformes; Salmonidae
Product: histone-lysine N-methyltransferase, H3 lysine-36 specific-like
Exons: 5
Coding region: 587-2056 (489 amino acids)
Source: RefSeq, a predicted model, not a curated record
GAAAUGGUCAUUCCAAAAUGAUCAUAUUGUCUUGACUGAUAUUUUAAGGGUGUAUAGUGUUUUGACAAUAGUAUAGACAAUUGUGUUUGUAAAGUGCAGACAAAGACCUAUGUACAUCUUAUCAUAUCAUGGGGUCCAGGGCCCACUAUGGGCCAGUGGACCCCACCUUUAUAAAACACUGAUUGCAUGUCCAACUAUUCUUCAAGAUAAAUAUAAGGAAUUCUGUUUUAAUCCUGACAUUCACAUCCUAUAAUGUUUCUAAGGAGAUAUAUGUACAUAAACAUGGGUAUAGUGUAUUACAUGGGCCUAGAAUUACAUAUGGCCUGUAUUGUGAAUCUCAUAGUACUGAGAAACCAAUAUUGAAUGAGGAGAAAAGAACAAGACAUUUCAUAGAAUUUCAACAUAAAAACAUUGGGCCACGUUGAAAAAAAAUCCAAUCUAAUUUUCUUAUUGUCUGGGCCCCUGACAUUGCAUGUGCCUUUUCUUCGCUCUACGGUCUCCAGAGUGACGGCUUCGCAAGGUUACAAAUCGGCAGAUUGGUCAUCAAUGAAGAGAAGCUUGCCUAUCAGGAAGGAGCCAUGACAACAUGAAUCGGUCAUACAGACGGGCUGUAAGGGGCUGCUCAGGCUCAGCAUCAGCCACAGUGUACAGCUCAGGCCAGCCAGAGUUGAGGCCCCCCAAUGGCCUCUCAGUUUCUGCCACUUCCUAUGGAAACCAGUUUAACAGCAGCACCAAGCAUGGUUCAACAGACCAACUGUCGGCGGCCAUGCAACUGUCAACCUCCUCCCUCAAACAGGCACCUAGCUACAUGUAUAACCAGGCAGAGAAGGAGAGGCCACACUGCUACAGUCCUCUGCUGAGGCUCCAGGACCUCUCCACUAUGGUACACAGACCUGGGUCUGAUCUGGGACCCGGGCCCCAGCCUAAGAAUCUCGAAGCCAGGAAGCAUUUACACUCUCACAGCCCAGUGGGAGUCUCUAGUUUUGGGGGACCCCUGGUCCGACUGCCCCCCUCUACUGGUAACGAGGAGACAGAACCCUGCGAGGAUUCCAUGCGGGAUCAGAAUGGUUUCUCUCCUGUUAGUUCUGAUAGUUUGGAGCGCUGCUCCCCCAUCCCCAAUGGAUACCUGCAUUUCGAGUCCACCUUGUUUGACAGUGGGGACAGGGAGAAUGAGGACGACGAGGAGGAAGAGUUGGUACCUUUUCAACAACACUCUGCUAAGUCCCCCAGAGACAGAACAGUGACAGACCCUAACACCACCUCUGGUUCAGGAGUAGGCCAUAACAGCACAUACAAACCCUCUGUUCUCAACCUGAUGUCUAAGAGUCUAUCUGAACUGGACCCUACUCUGAGCCCCAGUGCCCUGCCUGACAUGUCCAUGGGGGAUGGCUGGAGUAUGGACCAGGACUCUGACAGUGACAGUGACAGUGCGAUGACAGGAGACACACUUGACCAUGGUCUCAUCUCACCUGUUGGAACCAACUCUAAUCCCAACAGCCCAAAGAAGAAGCCCCUCCCUGUAGUGCAGUACUUGGAGGGAGAUCUGGUCUGGGCCAAGUUCAACCGCCGCCCCUGGUGGCCCUGUAGAGUUACCAUAGAUCCUCUGGAGGGGAUACACACACGCAUGAAAGUCCCCAGUCGUCGUCCUUGUCGUAUCUAUUACGUGGAGACUCUGGGGGAGAUGGCAGACCAUGCCUGGGUACCUGGGAAAGUUACUUACCCCUUCACAGGAGGAGAGCAGUUCACAGAUCUGCCUGUCCUGAGACGGAGAGGGAAACAGAGGGAAAAGGACUACAAAUACACAAUACCCAAGCGUCUGUUUGAGUCAUGGAAAGUCGGUGUGCUGGAAGCUGAGUUUCUCCUACCUGACCUGCUGAAGAAUACUGCUGUCUCUUCUUCCAUGCCCUCUAACAGUGAAGAGCGGGUGUCCUUUCCACUGCCUGAUGAAAAACCAUCCGAGGCCCCCUCUCGUUCCUCCUCUAUGCUCACUGCACCCCCCUCCUUCAGCCCUCCCCCAACAGAAACAAACAUCCCCCUGCUGCCGAUCUGGCCGUAGCG